Impatiens glandulifera is the source of this 1428-nucleotide messenger RNA. RefSeq lists its product as uncharacterized. The coding region runs from base 1 to 1428 and encodes 475 amino acids. NCBI's taxonomy places the organism in Eukaryota, Viridiplantae, Streptophyta, Magnoliopsida, Ericales, Balsaminaceae. Gene Ontology annotation, molecular function: nucleic acid binding; zinc ion binding. The record is from RefSeq and is a predicted model, not a curated record. The transcript has 4 exons.
AUGGGAUCAUCUUCAGGAUUUGGUUCUAUGAUAUCUGCUAACUAUUCAGUCCCCAUUUUAUCGGGGGACAACUUUAAGAACUGGAAAGAAUCCAUUUUGAUUCAUUUGGGCUGUAUGGAUCUGGACUUAGCAUUAAGGAUAGACCAACAUGCUCCUCUUACGGAUGUAAGCACUACUGAUCAAAGGCAGAUGUUUGAGAAGUGGGAAAGGUCUAAUCGUUUAAGUCUGAUGAUCAUAAAGAAAAGCAUUCCAGAAAUAUUUCGGGGUACGAUAUCUGAUGAUAUCACUAAGGCUGAAGAAUUUCUCAUCGAGAUAGAAAAACGCUUUACUAAAAGCGAUAAGGCGAAAAUGAGUACUUUUCUUAAGUCACUCAUUACCAUGAGGUAUCUCGGGAAGGUGAACAUAAAUGAGUACAUCCUUAAUAUGUCCAAUGUCAUUUCAAAAACUGAGAGUACUCAAGUUAGACCUUUCAGAGGACAUGUUAGUCAUAUUGGUCCUGCUCUUACUUCCUGCUCAAUACGAUCAGUUCAAAAGGAAGAAAGAAUGAAGCACAAAAGGACUGAGGAGAUACAUAUGAUUGAAACCUCGAAAUAUGUCGACGACAAUAAAAGAAAGUUUAAGGCCGUGAAGAUUGAGACUGCUAAGGCUCCAGUCCCAGCUCCUCAGGCUCGUCCUAUGGAGAAAUCUUGCUUCUUUUGCAAGAAAACUGGACAUGAAAAGAAGGAUUGUGCGAGCUAUCACAAUUGGUGUGUGAAGAAAGGUACUAUUCUUACUUUGGGUUGCCUAAGCCACCGAAGCCCAAUUGAUGCUGAAAGACACAUUUACUUUGGAAAUGGGGAAUCGGUCGAAGUGGAAGCAAUUGGCAAUUUUAAAUUGUUGCUAAGUACUGAGCAUUUUCUUGAAUUAAAAGACACUUUUAUUAUACCGUCAUUUAGACAGAAUUUGGUUUCUAUUUCUUAUUUGGACAAAUUCGGUUAUUAUUGUUCGUUUGGAAACAAUGAAGUUACAUUGUCUUUGAAUUCAAAUUUGGUUGGUUUUAGUACUUUUAUGUUGAAUGACAAUUUAUACAUGCUUGACACUUUAACUUCAUAUCAUGAAACCCUAAAUGUGCAAACGAGAGGUACUAAGCGAAAAUUAAAUAAUUCAAGUUUAUUAUGGCACAAACGUUUAGGUCAUAUUUCGAAAGAUCGAGUUGAAAGACUCAUUAAGGAUGGAGUCCUUGAUUCCAUAGAUUUUUCGGAUAUUGAGGUUUGUGUUAACUGCAUUAAAGGUAAACAGACCAAAGUGAAGAGGACAUGUGCUUAUCGAGCUACAGAAGUCUUAGAGUUGAUACAUACAGACAUUUGUGGGCCAUUUUCCACACCUUCGUGGAAUGGUCAACAAUUAUUCUUGAUAUGGCUAUCUUUACCUCAUAAGGGAAAAAUCUGA